Molecule: messenger RNA, 3844 nt
Organism: Phymastichus coffea
Lineage: Eukaryota; Metazoa; Arthropoda; Insecta; Hymenoptera; Eulophidae
Exons: 2
Coding region: 1803-3833 (676 amino acids)
Biological process (GO): viral genome replication
Source: RefSeq, a predicted model, not a curated record
CAAAGAUUUAUUUCAUUGAAAAAUAUUUACAAUGUAAUUUUAGAUAUGGAUAUUUUAUGUUAAAAAAUGUCGCUUUGUGAAUGUUGUGCUAAAAGUAACUCAAUUUACAACAAAAACAGCCCAGGGCAUGAUGUACAAAUUAUUACAUCCACACAGAAAAUUUUUCGUCUUAUAUUCGUGGAUAAUUUUUACAUUGAAAGAUGGAAAUUGCAAAUUAUAAUUAUUAUCAUCUAGAUAAAAAAAGCUAUUUAUGAUUGUGGUUUUAUUGGAUACAUUAUUUUUUUAAAAAAGGUUAUAGCUGCACCACAGAAAUGCUAUAUAUUUCAAUUCCCAAAAAAAUAUUUAAAAAGAAAAUAUAACGUGCCUUAAUAAGGAGUUUCAAGAAAGGCUAAUGUUUACAUUAUAAAAGUUUAUGUUGAGAAUUGAAAUAUACGACAAUGUCUGAAACUUAUGUCUUCCAUAAUUUACAUUUCGUAAAAUUUUAGUAAAGUAGGAAUAUAUAUUUAAGUAGAAUAUUGCAUUGAGCUGUCGCUAUACAUAUUUAUCGUUAUAGUCAAAGUAAUAAAUCAGUAAAAUAAACAUAAAAUUAUUAAAAAUUUUUAAUUCUUUACAAAUAAUCAACUAUUGGUCAAUUUGAUAAUUGGUGCCGCUCAAAAACAAAAUGUAAUAGAUGAUUUGUGCUUACACUUUAUUGAAGAUAUCGAAUGAAAUGCUUGAGGUUCCUAUUUAUUUAUUGGCUAUUUUCAGACUUAAAACUCAUUUGUAUUAGUUUUCCAAAAUCUCAUUAUAAUGUUGAUCGGUUAAAUGAAAAAAAUUAAUGUAACUACUUUUACAAUCGUCCAUUACAUAAUUUAUUUUUCAGAACCUACGUAUUAUCGAUAAUGUUAGAAGAUCUUAAUAUUUUCGAAUUUCAUAAAUUCAAUUAGUCGACUUUGUUUCAGUCUGAAAAUAAUGAAUAAUGCUACUAUAAUCUGACUAGAUUUCUGAUACUGGUUAUCAAAAAAUAUGUAAGAUAAAAACGUAUUCGAAUAUGUAUACAGGGUGUCCAAAAAGUUCCGGGACACCUCAGUAAGUCCUGAGAUAUAACUAUUUCCGAGGAGAUUAAGGUUAUUCCUGUAGUAACUUUGAACGAGGAAUCCAGUGGUGACCUUGGUUUUGACCUGGAGCUUGACCUUCAAGGUCAUUUCAAGGUCAACUUUUUUUUUCAAAUGGGAACCCCUAUUUUUGACAACGGCAAUCGAAAGAGCGGGAAAUUUUACGUCCAAAACGGUUUUUAAAAUUUUUUUUCAUGGCCUUGAGAAGGUCGAUUUAAGGUCAAAUGCUUGAAAAACUGCCUAAAAGCGUUUUUUUAAUUUUUAAGAUAUCGAAAAAUGACCUCUACAAAAUUUGUUCAGAACAGAGUGGGCCACCCAAUGCACCAAAAACCUUUGACCUUUAACCUCAUUUUGAAGGUCAUUUCAAGGUCGAAGUGUUUUUUGUAAUGGAAACCCCUAUUUUUGACCCCGGAUUCGCAGAUAGCGCGAAAUCAGAAAGAAACAUUCAAAACGCAGUGAGUGGAAAAAACUUAUCCGGCAAAAAAACUGUCUCUGCUUGCUCCUCAUUUAAAACAACUUGACUUUCGGUUUGGAUAACCCGAUAAAUACCGGCUAAUCGACCCAUAGGGUCAUGAUUAUAGCCAUGGUAUUUCAUGUUGGUGGGGUAUAUAACUAGCCACGCGCGCCUGCAAGUCCCACAGUAAAAUUUUGCUGCUGGACCUGUAGGAAGUUAUAGAAUAGUUUACCACGAGGAUUUUUCAUUUGUAAAUGUUAAAAUUUUUAUUAGACGAAGACGAUUUACGAUUAAUACAAAAAGUUAAAAAUGACGACGCAGCAGGAAACAUUCGAAUUCGACGUAGAGCAAAACGAAACUCAGAAUCUCUUCGAGAACGAGGCUCAAUGUUCAAGUUUGUUAGUACCAGUACAGAUCAUACAGACGCAGGAGAUGGGAGUGCAAAAUUUCGAAGACUUGACAGAGGACGAAAAGAAACGAGCAAUAGACGAUCUAACGUUGAUGAAAUUUCUAAAAAAGGUAUGGAUUUACCGAUUAAUAAUUCUGAAUCAUCCGACGAUAGUAGCAACGUUGGAAGCACGAAUUCCAAUGACGAUGGUCGAACAACUAACAUUUUACAAACAAAUAAUCAAGAGUUUUGUACAAUGGAGGAGCAACGCAAAGUAUUGCGGACCCUGUGGAAUCGAGCAAUUCGAGAAAUGGGUCUUAAAUCACGGAUAUUGCAUGAUGUAUGGGAAAAACCACGAUCUCUUGAGGGAAAGUUUUUUUGCCAAAGCCUUCGAAAUAAUAACAGAAAUAAAAGAGGCGUGUUUAUCGUCGCCGUCCACGGGGAACAUCUCCAUGUCGUACACGACUGUAGCUACACCAACUCGCAGUGUAGAUGUGGAUUUAUGCAAAAAUUCGCAGAACAAGAGGCAAAGCAGGACACCAGCGAAAAAGAGGAAAGUAAGUUUCAGAGAGAUAAAAAUGUCAUCAUCAGAAAACAGCGACGAUCAGCAUUCGGACUACAGCAAUUGCAAGAGGAAGCGGAAAGAGAUUACCAAGAAAGUAUCUUCACAGUUUUCCGAGAGCGAGAACGAACUAGUGCAACCGGAGGAGAUAACAUUAGAGGACGAGGAAACGGACAGCGACAAAUGCGCGACAGCGAUAAUUCCACGGACGAGUAUGAAGAAAAUAAUGAAUGCAAAAAAUUUAUUGUUCGAUGGAAUCGACGAAGAUACGCAAGUGGCCUCUAUGACCGAAACCACUGGAUCAAUUUGGUCUUCUACUUGUCUCAAAACGGGCGACAAAUACAUGCAUUACAAAUCGGAAGAGAAACGUGGAUCGAUGGUGGUAAAGUUAGAAAUUUACAAAUUCGCCGACUGUUUCAGGAAGGAAAAGAAGGAGUGGUGGCGACAAGCAGAAUUUCGUGCGACAACGGUUCUACGUUCAACGGACCAAAUUGCUAUAGACAAGGCAUACAAACUGGCAUCGACAUUGAAGAACAUACAGAAAACAAAGAAAGGGAAUCAUAUAUCCCACACCCAAAACCCUUAAAGAUGGAAAGUUUUUUUAAAUCAAUAUUAUGUACUCCUUUAAAAAAUAUUUUAUAUACUGGACAUUGGAUCAAUUCUAAAUACAGAAAUAUUGAAACAACUAAAUUAAUAUACGCAGCUUCAUGGCAAGAACGUGAAAAUUAUUAUUAUUCUAUUAAAGAUAGUGUUACUAUAUUAGAAAAGUUAUUGUUAUAUCAAGUUAAAAAUAUUAAAGCAUUUUUAAUAAUAUUAUACAAUUUUUUAAAUAAGCAAAUACCAAAAAAAAAUUGCUUAUAUAUACAAUCAGAUCCAAAUGCAGGAAAAAAUUUCUUUUUUGACGCUGUAUGCCAUGCAAUGAUAAAUUUUGGUCAGAUUGGUAAUUUUAAUAAAUUUAAUAAUUUUCCAUUACAAGAAGCAGUUAACAAAAGAAUUAUUUUAUGGAACGAACCAAAUUUUGAACCUGCAGCAACCGAAACAUUAAAAUUAAUAUUUGGAGGAGAUACAUGCAAUGUUAAAGUUAAAUUUAAAGAUGAUGCAGUUAUCAGACGUACUCCAGUUAUUGUAUUAUCCAAUCCGGAUGUCAUUUCAACAGAUGGAGCAUUUGCAACAAGAGUAAUAAAAUAUACGUGGAAAAGUGCACCAUUUUUAAAACUGUUUAAAAAGAAACCAAUACCAAUAUCUAUUUUUUAUUUGUUUAUUAAAUAUAAAAUAAUUUCUUGUAAUGAUAUAGAUUUAGAAAAUUGGGAAAAGAAAAUAUGUUGUAUUCAUUGAUAUGGAAAAGG